This is a messenger RNA of Manihot esculenta (cassava), 819 nucleotides long. RefSeq lists its product as uncharacterized. NCBI's taxonomy places the organism in Eukaryota, Viridiplantae, Streptophyta, Magnoliopsida, Malpighiales, Euphorbiaceae. The record is from RefSeq and is a predicted model, not a curated record. The transcript has a single exon. Bases 1 to 819 code for a protein of 272 amino acids.
AUGUGCAAGGUAUUCCCCACUACGCUCACGGGGCCAGCACGGGCAUGGUUCAAUAGCCUAGAAGCUGGAAGUAUCAAGAGUUUUGGAGAUUUGGCCAACGUCUUCAUCAGCCGGUUCAUAGCCGGAGUGCCAGCUGAUAGGAAAACCAGUUACUUGGAAACAAUCAAGCAGAGGAGGAACGAAUCAUUGAGGGAGUAUGUAGCCCGUUUCAAUAUGGAGGCCCUGCAGAUUCCCGAGCUGGAUGAGAGCAGAGCAGUAGAAGCCAUGCAAAAAGGGACGACCUCCCUAGAGUUCUUUGGUUCAUUGAGUAGGAAGCCCCCUACCUCGCUAGCAGAACUGAUGAAGAGGGCAGAAAAGUACAUAAGGCAGGAUGAUGCCUUGAUGACGAGCAGAUUCGCCAAAGAGGCAGCAGAUAGGGGGAAAGCCCCAAAGGAAAGGAGGCCAGAAAGGCAAGAGAAAAAGCAAAGAAAAAGGCUUGAGACCUACAGACAGCCCUGGGACCGAAGGGACCAAAGACCAUUCCCCCCUCGGGUUCCAGAACAAAGACCAUUCCCCCCGCGAGUUCGAGAGACCCUGACCCCACUCAACGCCUCUAGAGCCAAAGUGCUCAUGGCAGUCAAAAAUAAGGAAUUCCUCCAAUGGCCGAAGCCCAUGAGGGCCGAAGCAAGCCAGAGAGAUCCUGACAAAUACUGUCAGUAUCAUCGUACACAUGGCCAUGACACCAAUAAUUGCUACCAGCUGAUUAGCGAAAUCGAGAGGCUAAUAAAAAGGGGACAUCUCAGGAAUUUUGAGAAAAAAUCCGAGGGAGAAAGGCCUUAA